AUGAUCAACUUCGUCCUGAUGAUGAACAAGCAGGGGAAGAUCCGCCUGAGCAAGUUCUACGUCACCAUGUCGCAGGCGGACCAGACCAGAGUCAUCAGGCAGGCCUUCGCGCUGGCGUCGACGCGCAACGAGAAGUUCGCCAACUUUUGCAGGCUUCAGAAGCGGGAGACGGUGCUGGUGUACAAGCGCUACGUGGGGCUCUACGUGAUCAUGGGCGUCGACCGCGGCGACAACGAGCACCUCGCGGCCGCGGCGAUCCACUUCUUCGUCGAGCUCCUGGACAAGUACUUCGGCACCGUGCGCGAGCUGGACCUGAUCUACGAAUUCGAGAGCUGCUACCGCAUCCUCGACGAGUUUAUCUUCGCGGGCGAGGUCUACUGCGAGGACAAGCAGGCGAUCGUCGACCGCAUCCACGCCUUCGAGCGGGCCGUGAAGAAGUCCAAGCGGGAGCAUAAGCGACGAUAG
This is a messenger RNA of Aureococcus anophagefferens, 465 nucleotides long. RefSeq lists its product as hypothetical. Lineage: Eukaryota; Pelagophyceae; Pelagomonadales; Pelagomonadaceae. Bases 1 to 465 code for a protein of 154 amino acids. Gene Ontology annotation, biological process: vesicle-mediated transport; protein transport. Gene Ontology annotation, cellular component: intracellular membrane-bounded organelle. The transcript is spliced from 3 exons. The record is from RefSeq and is a predicted model, not a curated record.